Messenger RNA from Anisakis simplex (herring worm), 261 nucleotides. The record is from the annotation of a GenBank genome assembly. NCBI's taxonomy places the organism in Eukaryota, Metazoa, Nematoda, Chromadorea, Rhabditida, Anisakidae.
AUGGAGGGCGGCGGUAGGGUACGUCAGACUGCUGCUGCCGUUGCUGUUGGCAACAAGCGAGGACGUACCGUUAAAAAAUUAGCCGUAAAGCCAACAAAAGAAAAUGACGAAUUAUCAUCAAAAUCAUCCACCACUCAAACGACACCAGCCACAGCCACCGACUCGCUGACUUGUAUCGUUGAUGCGUCUUCGUCCUCCCCAACCAGAAAGAUUCCCAUUAUUCGUAUUGCGAGAAUAAGCAGAGAAAAACUUGCCGAGUAA